AUGAGGACAAUGAACCCGGAGAGGGCAGAAGAUAGAGCCCUGUUAAUGGAUUUUUAUCAAUUGAAAACAUUAUCGCCAAAACAGUUUGACAAGGAUACAAUUCCGAGCACUUUCAAGAUUGAUAUUUCAAACGAAAAUUUAGCAGAAAUUCCGAAGGAAAUUGUCAACAACUUGCUAGGUGAUAACUCCACUGAGUCAGAUGAGAAAAUGAAAACCUCAAGUGCUAAAAAUAACACAUCAAGUGUAGGUAAAGGAUCAUACGUAGACCCAUUAGGAUUUAAAUCAAACAUAUUAGAUGAACUAAUUGAUAAGGAUAUUCUCGAUGACACAAGAGAUCCACAGAUUGGAAAAUUUAUGGUGGACUCGAAACUAUUCAACCCUAGAUUGUUUUUGAGCGUUGUUCACAGCGAUAAAUCUCUAAAAGAGUUACUUUUUGGUAUUAAGAAUCUAGAAAAUGAUAUCGAGUCUAAGAAACCUCUACUUCAACAACUGAUAACAAAUAAUUUUGAAAGAACAUUGAACACCAAAAAUUCAUUGGACAAAGUUUUCAACCAUUUUUCAACUUCUAACUUGAAUGCUGAGAUUUCAGACUUAAAUGACGCUUUGUCAUCUUCAAGCAAUUCCGCAAAUCAAAUGCUAAAUCCUAUUUUGCUGCUACUAUCUAAAGAAAAGGAUCUUACAAAUACUGUAUCAUUCAUCAAAGAAAACAGGUCUUUUAUCGACUUGCCUAAAAAACUGAAAAGGUAUGUCGAUGAGGAUGACUUUGACUCUGUCUUGAAAGAGUAUGAGUUAGGUUUUCUUUUUUUCCAGAAAAUCAAGUCAGAAAAGAACGUUAAUCCUUUCUUUGACAAAAUAUGGUCUAACGUCAAGACUGUCAUAGAGCAAUACAAGCAAUCCAUGAUUGAUGAUCUAACCAACACUAGAAUUGAUUUAAUAAAUAGCAACUUCAAAUUACAACUGAAUUCUAAAAAAAGGAAUUUUGUUGUUUUGCUCAAAAGAAUAGUAGAACUAGAUCCAGCCAGUACUCCAAUGAAGACUUUUGUUAAAUCGCAAUAUGAAAACAUUAUCAAAGACUUAGACAAAGGGCUUGUACGCAUUGAUUACCAAGACUUGAAUAAUACAAGAAAUGCAGUUUUGAAAGCUUCUGGUAGUGAAAAUGGAAACAUUAAUCUAAGUGUAAAUGCAUUUAAACUAUUCUCACAAUUGGCAUCACCUUCAUAUGAUAAUGAGCAAAUCGACUCACUAUAUGAAAGGCUGGAUUCUCGCAUGGUUAUCAGCUUAUGGGAGUUUUUCCAGUUAUAUGUGGAAACUGUCACUGAGGGAGUUAUUGGUAAUAAGAUUAUAAAAUUUGAAAGCAUGGUUGAGUUUUUAGCCCACGAUUUUGUUAAGCUUCUUAGUGAAAAAGCAAGACAAGUAUCACGAAAGAUAGAUGAAAAGAGCAUCGCCGAAAUGAAACAGUUCUUUAAGUCCAUGAUGAAGAAAAUUUGUGAUAGAUUAACAUUUCUAUUUGAAAGUACUACAGAUGAUCUUAAUAAAGCUCUAUUAAUCAGUGAGAAAGAUGGACACAGUGCGGUGUUCCCCAAACCUGGCUUGCGUAACAUAGACGAUGUUAGUACAUAUGGGUUUGUAACACCUAAUUCCAACUCUAUUACCACCAUUUGCUAUUGUGUGAAAUUCUUUAAAACUCUUUCCAAUAAACUUGUGAGUAUAAAAAAUCAGAAGUUUAUUCUAAACACACCAGAAGUAAACUCUAUCGUUGAAAUCACCUUGACUGGUAUAAAUAAAAACAUUAUUGAAGGAUGCAUUGCGGCAAUGAAGCAUGAUAUCCAAUCUGCCGUCUACAUAGACAAUAUGGAACCGAACGAAUCAGUAGAAGGUUCCACUAGGAUUACAACAUUCAGUUUGAACUUUUACCAAACUUUUGUUGCAAAGAUUCAUGAGUUGCAUGAUGGGAGGGACCAAACGAUAGUUGAAUUGAUUCAACAUCAUCUUUUGCAAUCAGUCGAGCUAUUACUUAAAAACAUUGCUCAAAAUAUCGACAAGCUUUGUGACUCGGAUCCAAAUAGAUUUGAUUACUAUUAUCUUGUUAGUAUCUAUAAUAUUCGACAUAUCACAACUAAAGUCUUACCACUCAUUUUAAAAUCUUUUGACAUGAAUUUCAAAACGAAAUUGACCACUAAAAAGGAUCUUGAAAUCUAUAAGAUAUCUGAUAGUUUGGAAUCACAGAUUUUUGUGGAUUAUAUGAAGGAGCCUUUCGCCAACAUUUCCAAGAUCAUCAAUUUGGGCAUGGCCGAUAUAAAUGUUAGAUCACAAAACGUUUUGUCUAAAACCUCAACCAAUGACAUUGUUCCCGCUUCACCUUUUCUGUUAAGUAGUAUAAACUACAUCAACACACUGAAAUCAAAGCUUUACUCAUUCAAUGUAAGACCUUCUUUUGUUCUAGACAUCCAAUCAGCACUCAUAACAAAGCUUCAGAAAAAAAUACUUGAAAACUUGUCCUCUGACUUUACCAAAGAUGCUCAAUACCAACUAUCUAUUGACUUAAUGUUAUUGGUUACUCUUCUGAAGAAAUAUAACAGCAAGGCGUAUGAUCAUAAUAAAGUGGAAACAUCAUCUUUAGAAAAAGCAUUGACGAAACUGUCAUCUAAGUUUGAUUCGGCAUCUGUCGAAAAAAGUGUCCAUGAAAAUUUAUCUUUGAAUUAUAUCCAAUUUAACUCAUUUAUCUCCGAUUGA
This is a messenger RNA of Pichia kudriavzevii, 2733 nucleotides long. RefSeq lists its product as uncharacterized. Bases 1 to 2733 code for a protein of 910 amino acids. NCBI's taxonomy places the organism in Eukaryota, Fungi, Ascomycota, Pichiomycetes, Pichiales, Pichiaceae. Gene Ontology annotation, biological process: exocytosis; Golgi to plasma membrane transport. Gene Ontology annotation, cellular component: exocyst. The transcript has a single exon. The record is from RefSeq and is a predicted model, not a curated record.